Molecule: messenger RNA, 708 nt
Organism: Trichomonas vaginalis G3
Lineage: Eukaryota; Parabasalia; Trichomonadida; Trichomonadidae
Product: ENGULFMENT and cell MOTILITY family
Exons: 1
Coding region: 1-708 (235 amino acids)
Source: RefSeq, a predicted model, not a curated record
AUGAAUGAAGAAGGGACUUAUUUUUACAAAAAUCAAAUAUUUGAAUCGUUUUUAAAAUAUGUUGACGCAAUAGAAUCAGAUCUCCUUAUUGAGGCUGAUUUAUGCACAACUCCAUGUCCUUUCUUCCCUCAAUAUAAAUAUUCAGGAGCAAUUUCUGCUGCGAGAACAAUUCACUCUCUUUCUAAGAUGAGUUUUGAUUCAAAAAACGAAACACAUGUUGCACUAUUAAAUGCCUUGUAUUUCGCUAUAACACACCAGAGUGAAAUCCCAGAGGUGACCGGGAAACAUUGGGAAAUCAUUGGAUUUCAAUCAUCAAAUCCAAUCUCAGAUUUAAGAUGUACAGGAUUGUUUGGACUUUAUAUGCCAUUGCUGCUAUUUGCAAGAUCUCCAAAGAUAGCAAACGAGUUUGUUCAGGCAGCAAAUAUCCCAGGAAGAGAAUUUCCAAUGAUGUUAGUCCUAAUCAAUGCCGCUGGAAACUCGUGUGAAGUUGCUCAGAAAAGUGACGUUUUAAAGGGUGGAAAAAACAUCAAAGAUGGUAUAUACAUUAUAUCCUUAUAUUUCAAUGGCAUUGCUGCAAGCAUAGCUAGACAAUGGAAGAAGAGUAAGAAGAAUUUUGUGAAUGGUUUUUCAAUUUUCGAAAAAGUAUCAAGUGACUGCUCAAACAAUCCCCAUGAAACUAUUAACAUUGCGGUAAGUGUAGAUGUGUGA